This is a messenger RNA of Perkinsus marinus ATCC 50983, 1980 nucleotides long. RefSeq lists its product as hypothetical. The record is from RefSeq and is a predicted model, not a curated record. The transcript has 12 exons. Bases 1 to 1980 code for a protein of 659 amino acids. Lineage: Eukaryota; Perkinsozoa; Perkinsida; Perkinsidae. Gene Ontology annotation, cellular component: cytoplasm.
AUGGCGUCUAUGGGUCAUGAUCCUUUCGACCCCGAGGUUAUGAAGGAGCUGAGGAAGGAUAUCACUCACGAGGAGGUCAGCCAGAUUACGAGAGCGAUGAAGAGGCCUGAGUUCCAGGAACACUUCAAAGAGUACAUCGACGAAAUAUCGGACCCCAAGAAUAAAAAGGAGUAUGAACAGUACUUAAAGCAGCUCGAGGAUGCUGGGGAAAUGCCAAAAGGCAAAGUCCUACUGAGAUGCCAACCAGGUAUAUGUGUGAAGACUUCGAUAAGGUUCCCAUCGGGGCAGGCGCAGAAGCUCUUUCUGAAUAUAUGCUAUACUGAUAAGCUUGGGGAUGUUCAGUUUAAGAAGCAGGGAGCCAAGGCGCAUGAGGAUCCUGAUGCUACAGCCCAAGCGCCUGGAUAUGCGGUGUCGUUGCCGUACUCUGCCUCUCCUCCUAGGCCCGAUAAGGAUAAGAGGGAUAAUCUAUGCAUGGUGUCCGAUGUGGCAGUGAGCCAGCGCACCUUCGUCCAAGCGAUUCAGAACGAGGCCUUGUUGAAACUCGUCGUUGAUACCGUCAGUGAAGCCAUCACUACUUCGUGCCUAAAGGGCGGCGAGACGGUAUCUCGGGACUUCAAGGUGCUGCAGAAGAUGCGGUGUAAGGGCGGCACGCCGAUGCCUAUGAGCGUUAGCGAAGAUAUGCUGCUAACAACUAGGCUCGACAGGAGUAGCAAAAACGCAGCAAAUAAAGCUGACGGAAUGACGCCGGCGGAGUUGCGGAAGAUGCAGAAACGGGCCAAAAAGGAUCAGAAGGGGAAACAGCCGGUGGCGGCAGCAUCCAGUUCUGAAGCCGGCGAUAUCAAGGAAUCCGGUGAGAGUAGUAAAGACUGUGCCGGCGGAACAGACUCAUCAAACGGGCUUGUGCUACAGCCCAAGUUCAAGAUAGUGGAAGUUGGACAGCUACGGGACCUUACGAGUUUCAUGGACUCCUCGGCUGGCCAUGCUUCCGCUCCGUCUGUUCAUUGGACAUUACCUGAGAAGAUACGCCUGGAGGUGGAACUGCCUGGAGUGAAGCAUAGCAGCGACAUCGAUGUCGACACUGCCGGGGUCACUGGUGGCGUUAUAGUUCAGACCAAGAGAUACUAUUUGGAUAUCGCCCUCCCCUACAUCGUGGACAGUGAUAAUGCAACGGCCCGGUUUGAUAAGAAGCUCCACAAGCUCUCUAUCAUCUACCCCGUUACAAACCGGAGAUCUCGCGGGGAUGGGACUAGUGAUCUGGCAGUCGCUGCACCAGAUGAGAGCUGCAUAGCGGUGGAAGGCAGCAGUUGUCCAAUGCAAGGCGAAAUGGAGUCGGAGGGCGUCAGCGAAGUAGCAGGCUCGGACCCGGAGAGUGUCGAUGGAAGAAAUAACGAUGAUGAUGAGGAAGUUCAGGGCACAGUAGUGGAGAGUCCGGUCGAUAUCGAUUCUGGAGAUACGAGGAGUGAAAUUGAGGCUUUUACGGUAGAGUCCGUGGAUAACCGUUCUGGUAUUGUUGAACUCGGUUUUAACACAGAAUCGCAACGGAGUUCGGAGACGGUAAAAUCUGAUACAGACUUUAUGGCUAGUGAUUCGUUCGGAGGCUCGCGUGAUGGGUACUACUUCGGGAGGGGCGACCAGGGUCUCGGCUACUAUAGAGACCAAGCAACCAAGGGGGGAUCCGAAUUGUUGGAGUUGGGUACCGGUGAAAGCGUUGCCUUGUAUGAUGACGGUGAGCUCCCAGGUGGUGAUGGACAGAAUAUCGGUUGUGAACUUUUGAAGGAAUCAGAGGCGGCCGUGCUCGAUGUCGGAUCGGGUGAGCCCUCGGCCGAUGCUGAACCCACUGCCGGCGUUGCUGUUGUUGAAGAGUUGGGGGUAGAGGCGCCUUCUACUCAACAGACGAAUGAAGAUGAGUCGGAUCCAACAGCAGCCUUGUUCGGUCAGAGUAUACGAUUGGAGUCCUCUCUACAUUGGGUUCUGUUAUAG